Messenger RNA from Cooperia oncophora, 936 nucleotides. Lineage: Eukaryota; Metazoa; Nematoda; Chromadorea; Rhabditida; Trichostrongylidae. The record is from the annotation of a GenBank genome assembly.
AUGUCAAUGAGAGCAAAUGCCAUCAUCCGAAGAUAUCGCACCAGGACACUAGAAGGAGGACUUGUACUGAAACCGGUCCAUUUCAAAAAUGGCAACACUCGUCUCAGAGUAUUCCCAAAAUAUGUUGAUGAAUCGGAUGCAUUGCCCAUUCCAAUGGAGAGAAAUCGCGAAAAACAUCUAUCGGGUGAUGACAAUUCGUCGAAAGGCUCUACAAAUCCGACUACACCUCCUGUAAAUGGCACUGCUGGAUCAUUUGCUGUCAAGCGCAGCUUUAGCGAAGAGACAGAACUACGAGAAUUGCGCUCUUCACCUAAGAGAUCACUUGCUGAACCGUCCGCAGGUGGUUCACCAGUUGAUGACGGCACAACCUCGUUUUCACAGUUUAACAGUUCUGCACAAGCACCGAAUCUGCUCGACAUUUUAUUAAAGCAUCAGUUGACGAAUCGUGACCCGGCAGCGGAUUUGCUGGCUCAAGGACUUCUAGGCCUUCCAACGAGCUACAUGCCAAUGUGUGGCUAUCCACAGUACGAACCGCCAUCAUCAUCACUGCUUGCUUCAUCACUAUCUAGUCUUCCAACUGCAUCACUCACUUACUCGUCACCCGUCACUUCCUACGGAAAUCCGUUCGUAACAGCUCCAUCGCUCAUCAACUCGCUGGCGAACAAGAACGAAGAGAAAAAUGAGCCCGUGGUUUGCCCCACAAGUCAGCUGAGCGAGUUAUCAAUAGGCAUGUCUGAGCCGGCUAUCACGGAAGCGUCCAAGCUGACACCUGGAAUGGUUAUGAUAGCAGGAACUCGCAACGAACGGGAACCAGAGCCAUUCACCACAAAUCUGAUGAUCUCACCUGAUGCGAAUAGGAAUCACCCAUUAUUCAAGCAAUUCCUGGCAACUGUCAAAGAAUUGGAGAAACAAAUGCUCUCAACUUACACCUCAUGA